Gekko japonicus is the source of this 591-nucleotide messenger RNA. RefSeq names its product neuromodulin-like. The coding region runs from base 1 to 591 and encodes 196 amino acids. The record is from RefSeq and is a predicted model, not a curated record. NCBI's taxonomy places the organism in Eukaryota, Metazoa, Chordata, Lepidosauria, Squamata, Gekkonidae. The transcript is spliced from 8 exons.
AUGACGUCACCCCUGGGUGACGUCAUCAAGCCGGGCACGUCAGAUGCACUGGGGCUCUUUGGAGAUGAAGACAAUGAGCAAGAGAGUGAAGUGAAUGAGACCGCAGAGGGAGUGGAGCAGAAAGGCCGGUCUCCGUCACCCGUGAAAUGCAAACCGAAGCAAUCGGAAAACCCGGAGGAUGAUAACGAAGCAGGUGACAGCGACACAGAACCCAAACGCGGUGCCGAUGAAACUGAGAGUCAAGACGAUGCAGAUUCAUCCCAACAUUCCAAAGCGACACAAGAACCCCACCCACCGCCUGACGCUGUCGGCGAACAGGACCAGCCAGUUGCAGGACUCCCGGAUGAAUCCACAGAGGACGAAAUGAACACCCAGACGGAUUCUCAGAUCUCCUACAUGGAAGCCGAAGAUUCUUCGAUAACCAAAGAGGAGAAAAUCGAGGAAGAGCCCCUGGCUCCCGAAGUCGAUAAAAGCAAUCAAGAAAACAAAGGGGAAGAAAAAGGGUCGGCCUUUGCCAGCGAGCCGUACGAGAUCAUCCGAGAGCGGGGUGCGGAUGAUCAAAGCGCCCGAGCACCAAAGACAGUACUUUGA